AUGGAAGUUCAAAUAAAUUGUUUGCAACUAAACCAAGUUAAUACUAUUCAUGACAAAGAAAUUAUUAAUCUUUCUCUUAUUAAUAAGAUAACAAAAGUUGAAAUGUAUAACUGUGAUGUUAUUGAUAAUAUAGAAAUGAAAGAUGGGGUUGUUGUUUAUGUCAUUCAACAAGGAAAAGAAAGUGAAUGGUUUUUUUCAACACGAAAAGGUAAAUUUGAAGUAUCAGAAGAAUUAGGAUAUAAAAGAACAAUUCUAGUUUCUAUAGAUUAUCAUCGUAGAGUUAAUGACAUAGAAGAAAUUUAUCAAGAAGUUAAAGAAAUAGGCAAUAUAUUAAAAUAUAAAGGAUAUAAAGGAGAUAUUCAAGUAAUGACAGAUGAAACAGGAAUAGGAAAAAGAGAAUUAUUGUUUGAAGGAAAAAGUAAAAUUAAUGGAAAACUUUGGGUUGAAGAAACAUGGAAAGAGGAAGGUGAAGGAAAGUAUUCAAGAAAACUUAUUUUUGAAGGAGAAAGAAGUUUAGUUCAAUCUGAAGGAAUUAGUAUUAACAAAAAAAUUGAUAUUGUAGAAAGUAUUAAAGAAGUUCCAUAUUUUAAAGGAAUUGUUUAUGGAAUAUUUAAUGAAGUGGGAGAAAAUAUUAAAGACAUUACUAUUAUUGGUGGUGGUGUUCAUAUUUUAGCAAGUGGAAUUAAACAUUGGUGUAAAAAUGCACAUGUUGUUAGUGUUGAAAUUGAUGAAGUUGUUAAUGAAGCAGGAAUUAAAUGUUUUAACACUGGAGAAGAGAUAGAACGAUGUGUUUGUGAUGGAGUUGAAUAUAUUGAUAAAAUAAAAACAGAUUAUAUUAUUAUUGAUGUUGAUUGCAAAGUAAGAAAUGAAAAUGAUAUUGCAGCACCACAUCCUAAAUUUAUUGAAGAGUCAAUGAUUGAAAAGAUGAAAUUAAGAAUUAAAGAUGUAAAUGGUGGGAUUAUUUAUAAUAUAGUUGCAAGAAAUGAUGAACAACGAAACAAUUUAAUUAAUAAAAUAAAAAUACAUUUUAAUAAAGUUUAUUUAUGGGAAAAUGAUGAAGAUGUUAAUGUUAUUUUAUUUUGUUUUCUAUCAAAUAGUAAUAGACUCAACUCAUUUAAUAAUACCAUUCUUGAUUUUUAUAAUUCUAUUACUCAAAUUAAAUAA
Entamoeba nuttalli P19 is the source of this 1164-nucleotide messenger RNA. RefSeq lists its product as hypothetical. The transcript has a single exon. NCBI's taxonomy places the organism in Eukaryota, Evosea, Mastigamoebida, Endamoebidae. Gene Ontology annotation, molecular function: catalytic activity. The coding region runs from base 1 to 1164 and encodes 387 amino acids. The record is from RefSeq and is a predicted model, not a curated record.